Dentiscutata erythropus is the source of this 481-nucleotide messenger RNA. Lineage: Eukaryota; Fungi; Glomeromycota; Glomeromycetes; Diversisporales; Gigasporaceae. The record is from the annotation of a GenBank genome assembly.
ACAAAUGGUUCUUACUAAAAAUCCCAAUUAUAAUCGUGAAAUAUUGUUUCAUGAUGCAAAUAAUGAAUGGAAAAAAUAUAAAAAAGAUCCCAAUAUUCAAAGAAUAAUUGAUGAAUUUUUUAAUACACCAGUUCCUCUGCAAGGAUUUCUUAUUCUAUACGUACAAUAUUCAACACAAUCAAUUAAUAAUAAUUCAUAUGUGAAUAUAACACCCCAAGUAAUACCUCAAACAACACCCCAAUUACCACUUCAAGAAUUAAAUGAAUCAAAUGAACCUUCUCAUACAAAUGCCGUUGCCCAGAAAGAAGUAAUUAAUCAAAUAAAAGAAGUUGAAAAAAAGCUAGUAGAGUUUAUUACUCUAAAUGAUACCAUCAAUGAUUUUCAGCUUCAUCAGGAUCUUUAUGUUCUUGUUUUUGAAACAAAUUUGGGUUGUAAUGAAUAUGAGGAACCAGAAGUUGGAAAUAUUGAAGAUACUGAACAA